Angiostrongylus costaricensis is the source of this 537-nucleotide messenger RNA. The record is from the annotation of a GenBank genome assembly. Lineage: Eukaryota; Metazoa; Nematoda; Chromadorea; Rhabditida; Metastrongylidae.
AUGAAGAAAAUCUGGCAUUACGCGUUCUACAAUGAACCUCGUGUCGUACCUGAAGAACAUCGCAAAUAUGCAAUCUUCCGUUUUGAGCUUGGCGGUAGUGAACUAACUGAUUAUAUAAUGAGGAUUCUUACGGAACGUGGCUAUUCUCCCACCACCACUGCAGGUCGUGGAAUUGUACGUGACCUUAAGAAAAAGUUGUGUUACACACCUCUCCAUUUUGAAGAGGAAAUGGCCAGGGCUGGCUCAACGUUCUCUGUCGAUAAAACGUUUGCGCUUCCUGAUGGAGAAUUGAUUUCCAUUAGAGAUGAACGUUUUCGUUGUCCUGAAGCUUUCUUCCAGCCAUCGCUCCUUGGGUUGGAAUCCACUGAAAAUUACGAAAUGGCCUUCAACUCAAUCGUGAAGUACAAUGUCGGUAUCCGCAAGGACUUAUGUGCGAAUAUGAUCUCGGCAGGUCUUGCUGAGCACCUACACAAAGAAAUGACUACUCCAAUUCCAAGGCUUGACGUCGAUGGAAAUCAGGAUCCUUGCCCUUCCUGA